Messenger RNA from Clunio marinus, 3412 nucleotides. The record is from the annotation of a GenBank genome assembly. Lineage: Eukaryota; Metazoa; Arthropoda; Insecta; Diptera; Chironomidae.
CAAAAGCACAAAUGCAAAGUUUUUAAUGUUCUAAACGCUUCUAAUCCAAUUAAAAAUUGGUUUGAUAUUGCAAAAGAUUCGUGAUGGACCCAAUGGAGGAAUCUCCAUUAUCGUUGUGUAUGGUUCGUGCUUCUGAAGUUUUCCCCAAAUUGUCACUGGAAAAAGAAGAUGAUCAAUUAAAUGUCCCAUUUGCUGAAUUGGCUGGGGAGAGUAUAAAGUAUUUGGGUCGUUGGGAAAAUGGAAUUCUUGCUAUUUCCAACUACAGAUUAUUUAUUCAACACACGACAAAACUAUCAGAAGUGUCGAUUCCUAUAAGAUUAAUUGAAAACAUCAAGGACGUUUUCCAACUCAUUGUAAGUUGCAAAGAUGCUGUCACAUACAUGUGUUCGUUUGGCACACCAGAAAGUUGUUUAGAAUGGCACAAUCGGAUAUUAUUAGUGACUGGCGUUCCAGAAAAACUCGAUCAUCUCUUUGCCUUUGCAUUUCAUGCUUGGGUGUCGGAAGCCUCUGGAACUUUAGACCCAGAAUGGCACACUCGUCUUCAACAUUCAAUUGACUACGAAGAAGACUUUCGACGAGAACUCGAACGACUUCAAUUUGACUUAAAAGGUGCAUGGCGAAUAUCAAACAUCAAUUCGGACUUUAAACUUUGUCAAUCUUAUCCAAAGAUGCUUAUUGUGCCCGCUUGUAUCUCCGAUGAGAUGCUUCAAAAUGUGUCAAGCUUUCGGAGCUCAAGAAGAAUUCCCGCUGUCACAUGGCGUCAUUCGUCUGGUGCUGUUAUUGCUCGUUCAUCACAACCAGAAGUUGGUUGGCUUGGAUGGCGCAAUCCUAAAGACGAAAUGCUGCUCAAAGCUUUAGCCGAUGCAUGUUCGUUCGACAAUGGAAAAGUGACGGAACCAAAUGAAUAUGAAUUUGAGUCGUCUAGUCUUGAGACAUCAGAAACAGAAAAUGUCAACAUUGAUAAAGCGAAGAAGAUUCUUAUUGUCGAUGCCAGAUCUUAUGCAUCAGCUGUGACAAAUCGUGCACGAGGUGGUGGAGUUGAAUGUCCUGAAUAUUAUCCAUCAGCAGAAAUUCAAUUCAUGAAUUUGGGAAAUAUUCAUGCGAUAAGAAAAUCUUUUCAUUCUUUGAGAAUUCUUUGUGGAUCACCAUCCGACAUCCCCAACUGGUACAGUUUAUUGGAACGAACAAUGUGGCUUCAACAUAUGUCGGGGUUACUUGCUGCAACUGUCAUUGUAUGUCAUGCAAUUGAACGCAACAAUCGACCAGUUUUGAUUCAUUGCAGUGAUGGUUGGGAUCGAACACCACAAAUUGCAGCAACAGCUCAACUUUGUCUCGAUCCAUUUUAUCGUACGAUUGAUGGCUUUCGAAUACUAGUCGAGAAGGAAUGGCUGAGUUUUGGACAUAAAUUUGGUGAUCGCUGUGGACAUGGAGUUGGAUCGGAAGAAACAAAUGAAAGAUGUCCCGUUUUUCUUCAGUGGAUUGAUUGCGUUCAUCAAAUUCAUCGACAGUUUCCUUGUAGUUUCGAGUUCUCAAUAAGUUACCUUAUAAAACUCGCUCAACAUGUUCAUUCGUGUCUAUUUGGAACGUUUUUGUGCAAUACAAUGAAAGAGAGACUGGAAAAUCAUAUUCCAGAGCGAACGUUCUCUGUGUGGCCGUUUAUAUCGACUUCAAUCUACAAGAAUCCGCUCUAUCAACCGAAUAAUCGUGAUAAAGUGCUGUGGCCAGCUUAUAAUGUUCGUGAUCUGUCGUUUUGGAAUGAUGUUUAUCUCGGAAGUUUUAAUCAUCAUCAAAAAAGUGACGAGAAAUUAUCAGUUGAUCAAGUUGAAAUUCCAAAUGAUAAAUCAAUGACAAAGACACGAAGUUUCGAUGAUAUAAUGCAGGAAAUGAGAAGUAAAGAUGCUGCACGUAGACUUAGCGAUCCAUCGAUUAAUGUUGGCGAUGGACCAAUGCCGAUGCCACUGAAUAUUUUUCCAGAAGAUGUUGAAGAGGAAUUGAGUGAUAAUUUACAUAACUUAAUAAUGAAUGGAACUGAUGAUGUUGAAAGGGUAACAAGUAAAGAAUCGAGUCCGGAAAUUGCCGAUGAUGAUAUAAAAAACAUUCACGAAAUUACCUCAAAGCUUAUCGAUGAGAGUUCCGAUACUCUUGUGCCUGACGAUGAGAUUCAUAGCGAUGAACAAAAGCAUUUCACAUUAAAUGAAGCGAUUUUAAAUCAAGACAACAAAGAAGAACAUCAGUUGCAUGAUGAGACUGAUGCUUUAAGUAAACCACUCACUAAUGGACAUUCACAUUCCUUGACAAAUGGACAAGGAAAACAUCAUCAGCAUGUUCCUCUUACAAAAUGUCAUUUGCAGCGACUUGAUUCCAAGAAAAAUGAUUCUUAUCAAGAUGAAAACUACAGGAAUGGAUAUGAGAAUGGAAUUUCAAAUGGAAAUUAUAAAAAAGAUGCAAAAGAAAGCAUCUCUUCAACGACUGAUUCAAGAAUGUCAACUCCUGGUAUUCAAACAACAUCUCACACGUUACCAACUUAUUUGUUCAAUGGUACGUCAUCCACAUCUUCACUUCCUGAUGGCUUAAAUCAUACUUUAAAUCAAGAAAAUAUUCGUUUACAACAAAUUGUAUACGAACACAAGUUGAAGGAAGAAGCACUUCAACGUGAACUUCAUUUUAUGAGAUUAGCACUUUUGAAGAAUAACUCAUGUCAAUGUAACAAUGGAACUUUCAAAGACAAAGCAGCCGCAAGUAACCACUCGGAUGACAUGCAUCCGGUCGUGGAUUGUAUAUCAGAGAAUUCAAAUUGCUCUUGGGAAGCUAUAGACGAGAAGAAUCCUGCAUUUCCAACUUUAUGGGUGCCUGACCAUGCGAUUACACGCUGUCAAAGUUGUCAAAUAGAAUUCUGGCUUGGUCGACGACGACAUCAUUGCCGUUGUUGUGGUCAAAUAUUUUGUGGUGAUUGCAGUCAGUACUUUGCUCCAAUUCCCAAAGAAAGUUUUAUGGAACCGGUGAGGCUGUGUGGAUCUUGUUAUCAAAAUGUCAGCUAAAUGAAUCAAGUUUAUGUAUUAUGUGUUAUGCAGGAAAAUGCGCAAAAUUUUAUGUAAUUUCACGUCUUGAUUUAUGUAAUUCAAGAGAGAAGAAAAAAAAAAUCAAUGUAAAUUGUCUUCUAAAGCAACUUAUUAUUUUAAUUUCAAAUAUUUUCCUGAUAUUUAUUAAUCAAUCCUUAUUAUGUAUAUUUUUAUUUCCUUUUCACAUCCGAACUAUCUGAAAAUUGUGAAUGAAUAUGACAUAAAGUAUGUCAAUAACUUAACUUAUUUCUGUCUCUAUAUUCAACAAGAACUUUAAUUAUUUUUUAGACUUUUUUUUGUUAGCUUGUUAAAUGAUUUAAAAUAAAGUUUAUUAACCGAUUUAAUGAAUACUU